Molecule: messenger RNA, 1948 nt
Organism: Solea senegalensis (Senegalese sole)
Lineage: Eukaryota; Metazoa; Chordata; Actinopteri; Pleuronectiformes; Soleidae
Gene: ntn1b
Product: netrin 1b
Exons: 2
Coding region: 334-1380 (348 amino acids)
Source: RefSeq, a predicted model, not a curated record
GAGAGGGAAUGGUAGAGGCAGAGAUAGAGGUGGGCAGGGGUGUGACUGGCUGGACGGACGGACAGACAGACAGACAGACAGAGGCAGAGCCAGCUGGGCAUUUGCCACAUCUUAUAUUUAUAUGGGGAUUUCAAAGCAGAGGGGGAGGAAAGCUCAAGUUCUAUAGCAGCAGUUCUUUUUUGUGUGUUGGUGCGUAAACGGGACAGGGUCGUUCUCCAAACUGUCAGUAGUUCUGCUACACUUUCAGGCUGAGGAGUUUAUUUGGAGGUAUAGUGUCCUGGCUGAAGUUUUCCUUUUACCUCCGCAACAGUCCCUGCGGUGCUGCGGAUUACAAUGCAGAGGAUUUUGGAGGUUUGGGUCACUAUGGUGACACUUUCUGCGCUGACCAAAGGCGUCUUUGCGGGAUACGUGCUGAGCAUGUUUGCAGCGCAGUCCUCUCCUCCGGACCCGUGCUAUGAUGAGAACGGGAACCCGCGGAGGUGCAUCCCCGACUUCGUCAACUCCGCGUUUGGGAAGGACGUGCGCGUGUCCAGCACCUGCGGCAACCCGGCCGCCAGGUACUGCGUGGUCUCCGAGAAGGGGGAGGACAUGUCCAGGGACUGUCACACGUGCGACGCCGGGGAUCCCAAGAAGUCCCAUCCGCCCGCGUACCUGACUGAUCUGAACAACCCUCACAACCUGACCUGCUGGCAGUCUGAAAACUACGUGCAGUACCCGCAGAACGUCACCCUCACUCUGUCCCUGGGUAAAAAGUUCGAGGUCACUUACGUGAGCCUGCAGUUCUGCUCACCCAGACCAGAAUCCAUGGCCAUCUACAAGUCCAUGGACUACGGUAAAUCCUGGGUGCCGUUCCAGUAUUACUCCACGCAGUGUAAGAAGAUGUACAACAGGCAGAAUAAGGCAGCCAUCACCAAGCAGAACGAGCAGGAGGCCAUCUGCACGGACUCACACACGGACAUGCACCCGCUGACAGGUGGACUCAUCGCCUUCAGCACGCUGGACGGAAGACCGUCGGCGCACGACUUCGACAACUCUCCGGUGCUGCAGGACUGGGUGACGGCCACCGACAUCAAGGUGAUCUUCAGCCGCCUUCAUACCUUCGGAGACGAGAACGAGGACGACUCGGAGCUGGCGCGCGACUCCUACUUUUACGCGGUGUCGGACCUGCAGGUCGGCGGCCGGUGCAAGUGCAACGGCCACGCGUCCAAGUGCGUCAAGGACCGGGAAGGGAAUCUGGUCUGCGAGUGCAAACACAACACGGCGGGACCGGAGUGCGACAGGUGCAAGCCUUUCCACUAUGACCGGCCGUGGCAGCGCGCCACAGCCAGAGAGGCCAACGAGUGUGUGGGUGAGUUCUCCACUGCUUUGUCCUUCAAAUAAUCACACACUAAAUGAUGCCAUCAUCCUCACAUAAUACAGAUAUUGUUAGAGUCAAAACACCUGUAGUUAUAACCGGAAUCCGCUUUUACGCACAACAAUUACGCAUCGGGCUGUUGUUAAUAUGAACUUAAAUAUGUGGCACAUUUUUUUUCUCACGGGGAAUGAAUUGCAUAUAUGAUACAAGUGUCAUCUAAUAAGAUGAUAAUAUUGAAUUCCUUUUCUUCUUUAACCUGAAAUGAAUAUGUUGUUGUUGUUGGUCACAUGGUGAUGCGUUAAUUAUAAGGAUUUUAUUUCAUUGUGGACAAAUUCCUUGUUUUAAACUACAACUAGCAGACAAUGAAAUUGCAAUGGCGAAAAUGAAUCCACUUUAAUAUAUUUCCUGCUGCUUGUUGUUGUAAAUUUAAAACUGAAAUAAGGACUGUGGACAGAGGCAGAGAAGACAAGUGACACAUUAUUUACACAAACCUGAAUGCAGUAUAAUUUUGAUCUAAAAUAAACAAAAGAGCACGUAAACACAUUGUUAAAUACAGUUUUGUCUUUUAAAAGAAAUACACACAUGACUUAAGAC